Coffea eugenioides is the source of this 2302-nucleotide messenger RNA. Its product is annotated as alpha-1,6-mannosyl-glycoprotein 2-beta-N-acetylglucosaminyltransferase. The record is from RefSeq and is a predicted model, not a curated record. Gene Ontology annotation, molecular function: alpha-1,6-mannosylglycoprotein 2-beta-N-acetylglucosaminyltransferase activity. Gene Ontology annotation, cellular component: Golgi stack; Golgi membrane. Gene Ontology annotation, biological process: protein N-linked glycosylation; oligosaccharide biosynthetic process. The transcript is spliced from 2 exons. Lineage: Eukaryota; Viridiplantae; Streptophyta; Magnoliopsida; Gentianales; Rubiaceae. The coding region runs from base 641 to 1930 and encodes 429 amino acids.
CAUUUUUUGCCCUUUCCAUUUUCGAUGGAGAAAAUGUAAGUCGUCCUUCUUCUCAAACUCCCUCUUUGGCUGCGCCAUUUUCUCCGAACUCCCGAGUCUUUGGACUUUCCCGCACUAUUUUUUAUUUAACAGUCUCAAGUCUUAACAAGUCGUCAACGAUUCCACUUUUCAAAGUUCUGAUUAUAUUUUUUUUCCCUUCUAACCCUUCUGAGAAUCCUAAGUUUCUACUUGUCAUUUUUGUUGGAUUUCACUGAUCUUUGAUCUCAAUCUUUACACUGCCAAUUAAUCAAGAAUGGUAUGCUUUAGUGGAUUUUCCUGGUGGGUUUUCGAUUUUGGAUGCUGCUAGCUAAUUCUUUGAUAUUCAGCCGCAGAAAGUGCUGAUUUUUGGAUGUUUUUGAUGCUUCAGUUUUCCCGUUGAAGACCAUUUUGGAGGUUAUUGAUGCUGACCCUUUUAGUAUUUUGAUCUCAUUUUUACUGGGUUGUUGCCACUUUUGAUCUUUAGUUCUGGAAAUUCAUCAAGUUUGAACCUUUAUUGCUAGUGAUAAGAUGCUGUUGUUUACGUUUACUAGGAAAAGAUUGGUACUCUGUCUGCUAAGUAUGGUGAAGGGAUCUUGAUAGUCAAUUGUGUUUGAUUGAAAGAAUGGCCGCUCAUGGGAAAUUAAGAAUCAAGGAAGCGGCUUUUCGCCGUUUCUUGUCUGUAGCUGUGAUCACGUUGUUCGGAGCCUUUUUGAUAAUAUUUCUUCAUAGGUACAGCCCUGUUUCUGAUUCUGUAAUCAGGGAUGCAUAUGAAAGUGCUGAGAGUUUGCAAGUGACUUUUAAUUAUAGUCCGAGAACAGAAAAUGUGAAUCUUCCUAAGCAGAAUGAAUUGUCAAUUCGACUUCAGAAGCGAAAUGAGUUACCUCCUAGGAACUUGAAUUUAUAUCCUAAGCUAGCUAAGGAUAAUAUAGUGAUAGUUUUGUAUGUUCAUAACCGGCCCCAAUAUCUCAAAGUGGUUGUUGAUAGCCUCUCAAGAGUAGAGGGGAUCAGUGAGACUUUACUCAUUGUUAGUCAUGAUGGAUAUUUUGAAGAGAUAAAUAGGAUUAUCGAAGGGAUCAAGUUUUGUCAAGUGAAACAGAUUUUUGCCCCUUAUUCUCCUCACAUCUUUGAGAAUAGCUUCCCUGGUGUCUCCCCAAAUGAUUGUAAGGACAAAGAUGAUCCUGUUAAGAAGAAAUGUGAAGGAACGCCUGAUCAGUAUGGAAACCACCGGUCCCCGAAGAUUGUGUCAUUGAAGCAUCACUGGUGGUGGAUGAUGAACACUGUGUGGGAUGGGUUAAAGGAGACUCGUCAGCAUCUAGGCCAUAUUCUUUUCAUAGAGGAAGACCAUUUCAUUUAUCCUAAUGCCUAUCGUAAUCUUCAGCUACUAACAGAGUUGAAGCCUAUGAAAUGUCCUGAUUGUUAUGCUGCGAAUCUCGCGCCAUGUGAUGUGAAAGCAAAGGGAGAGGGUUGGGAAAGUCUGAUUGCAGAGAGGAUGGGCAACAUUGGUUAUGCAUUCAAUCGGACUGUAUGGAAAAAAAUACAUAGGAAGGCAAAAGAGUUUUGUGCCUUUGAUGAUUAUAAUUGGGAUAUAACAAUGUGGGCAACAGUUUACCCUUCAUUUGGGGCUCCUGUUUACUCUUUACGAGGACCUCGGACUAGUGCUAUUCACUUUGGAAAAUGUGGUUUACAUCAAGGUCAGGGUGAGAAACAGGCUUGCGUUGAUCAUGGCUUUUUGAAUAUUCAAGUGGAAAACAUCGACAAAGUUCCCAACAUUAAAACAGACUGGGGAGUACAUAUAUAUUGGAAACAAGCAGGGUAUCAAGCUGGCUUUCGGGGCUGGGGAGGCUGGGGUGAUACAAGGGACCGGCAAUUGUGUUUGGAUUUUGCUAAUAUGUAUGAUUUGAGUAGCACUUGACCAUCUUUUGGAGCAUCUUGAUCAUUAUACAUACUCCCAAAAAGAAAACAGGACAGCAUCACCAACCAGAAGGCAGAGAACUGAAGAUAAGAUGAAAGCCCCUUAGAAUUCAUGUCAAAGGGACAUGUUGUUCAGUGUAUAGUCAUCAUAUUAGCUAUUAGUGCUAAUAAAUUCCAGUGCCAAAUUCAAAUUUAGCACCUAUUAUUGUUCAGUUAUAAUACUUAAUUAGCUUUGCGUAUUACGAUUCAUGCUGAUAUGAGAUAUCCAUCAUGUAGUAUGUAAUGUAUCAACAGUAUACUCAUUGCGGUAUUGCAUUCCUGCGGUUGUUUGGCGUACUAAAGUUUCAAGGAAUUAUUUCUUUUUCCCUUUUCA